ACCAUGACAGCCACGUCCACUGUGUCACUCGUCAAAGAACUUCUUAAAGUCGUCGGAUCGCUCGAAGAGCAAGGAGUGAAUGGUCAUCUACAGCCGCAACAGGCUUACGAGGCAACAAGGCGAGUGGAGGCCCUCACCGACGAGAUCAAAAGGGCGGUGCUCGGACCCCUGGAGUACACCAUUCAGAUCGCAGGCAGCUCUCUGUCUCAUUCUAAUCAACUUGGAGUCGCAGACGUGAUAGGGGAUGACGUUAAGACGCUUUUCGCUUUGCCUCUGGCCUUUCUGACGUUCUGGUGGUAUUCGCCGUAUGCAGGUACUACCAUAAGCUGCCUCGUCGCCCAUGGAUACUUCGAAGUUGAUGGCUUCGGGUCUCGAGUAUACAGGAACAAUGACAUGUUCAAUAUCCUUCGAUCUCACGACAGCAAUACUCUCUGUGAUGCAAUCGGCUUUAUCUGCGAUGACGAGUUCAAAUCGGCCGCGCACCUUGUUGAGACUGCACGUGCGGCAGGUAACACAGGAGGCAAGAAGACCAAAGCCGCAUUCCAUGUUGCUUUCGGGUUCGAUCGCCCCGUCUUCGAGUGGUAUUCCGAUCCCGCGCAAGUCUGGCGAGGACAGAGGAUGAGCCGCGCCAUGGAGCAACUGCACAGGAUGGCCAAUGGGAACGUCGUGACAGGCACGCACCAGUUCCUUACUCUCCGCAGACCGCGAUCCUUCGGAGAACGAAGCAUUGAACGACGCGUUAACAGACUUCGACUGGCCUGGAGCACCCAGCCUGCCGUGGCGCAGACCCGCGUCUCGUUCGCCGCCGGCGACUUCCUCGCGCCGACCCUGGACGCCACAGGACUCCCCCGCGGCCAGCCGACGUACCUCAUCCGCCACGUUCUGCACGACUGGACGGACGAUGAGGCGGCGGGGAUUCUCGGCAACGUGCGCGCCGCGAUGAUCGCGUCCGACGCCGCAGGGACGCGCAAGGCGCAAGGCCAAGCGCCGAAGCUACUGCUGUGCGAGAUGCUGCUGCAGGAGCGCAGCGGCCGGUUCGUGUACACGACCAGCAUGCAGGCUCUUUCGCUGAACAAUGGGAGGACGCGCACAGAGGCGGAGAUGUGCGGCCUGCUGAAACGCGCGGGGUUCAGUGAAGUGGUCAGGCUUGGAGCUGUUCCUUGGAGUUUUAUGCACAUUAACUAA
Molecule: messenger RNA, 1185 nt
Organism: Phanerochaete carnosa HHB-10118-sp
Lineage: Eukaryota; Fungi; Basidiomycota; Agaricomycetes; Polyporales; Phanerochaetaceae
Exons: 6
Coding region: 4-1185 (393 amino acids)
Molecular function (GO): O-methyltransferase activity
Source: RefSeq, a predicted model, not a curated record